AUGAAAAAUUUAGGUGGAGCCAUGUGGGAAGAACUUCUCUACAAUGAAAUGCGAGAGUCGGAGAGGAAGUGCCUCCAUGAUAUGAUGUUAAACGACAUAUGGGGGGAUGGAGAAUCAAGCCAAGAUGAUCUAUGCAACAGGAGAGAAGUGAACCCAAACGACUUUAUCUUUACAAAUACACACAGUAACAUUUUUGAGCAUUAUUCAGACCAUGAGACGUAUAACGAGGUCAUAGAUUUGCUGAGGAGGACAGAUAUAGUAGACAAUGUGGAGAGUAAGCUUGAGGGGAAUCCCAACUUCGUUAGCGGCGUGCAGGAAGUGGACAUAAAGAACUUCAUGAAUUUCGACCCUGUGUUUGUUAAGGUGUACCAUGAGAGGGAGGCAGCGCAGGGGGGAGACACUGCACGUGGUGCCGCGGCAGAGGAGGGGGGAGAAGAAGAAGCAGGAGAGGAAGCAGAAGAAGCAGAGGAGGAAGCAGAGGAGGAAGCAGAGGAGGAAGCAGAGGAGGACGCAGAAGAAGAAGGCGACAGAGGGACCUGCCCUGUGGAGGGAGUAGAGCAGAGGAAGGCCGGGAAGGAGAAGAACACCCGGGAGAGCGCCGACUUCAGCGACGACGAUAUUUACACCCCCAAGUCGCUGAAGAGGAAAAGGGAGGAGGGGGAGAAAGCGAAACAGAAAAAUCAAAGCCAGGCAGGUCACCAAAAUGAAAGCGGCAACCAGAGCGGCAAUCAAAGGGGUCUCCGGAACGGUCUCCGAAAUGGCCUCCGAAAUGGCCCCCGAAGCGGUCUCCGAAAUGGCCUCCGAAAUGGUCUCCGAAACGACUCCCCGGGGGACGCCAGCGAGGAAAGCUCCAACGUUUCGGUAAGAAAAAUCAAGCAUAAGAGGAAAAACCACAUGUCUGACGGAAGCAGUGGUGACAGCUCCUCCCCAUCGGUGAGGAAAAGCACACGCAAGGGGAAGAAAAGCGGAAUGGCUAGCACGGACAGGGAGAAGCAAACAGAUGAGUCCUACUCCCCCAUAAAAACAAAACAUAAGGAAGCCUUCUCCAAUGCAUUCGAUAUACUAAUCAAACGAAAAAACGAAAAGAACGAAGAAGCCAUUAAAGCAUUCAACGAUAUCAAUUUAAAAAAAAAAAGAAAUAGAAACCUCUCAAAAAGUGCAGAAAGUUUUAGUAAUGAAGAAUCCUACACAAAUGAUUAUCGACUAGGAACUCGAUUGGAUCGAACGAAUGACAAAAAGGAUGAAAGGAGGAAGAGUCAGAAAAAAAAUAUGGAUGACUCGAAAGAUGGAUGUGAAGAUAUCCCAGAUAAGUAUCAACAUUUGAUAGACCAAGGAUUAGAAGUAAAUAUUUUACGCUACGCCUUAAGCAUGAAAAUGAGUUCAAAUGAACACGUAAAAGAAUCGGACAUCAUCGGACUCUAUGACAUUAAAAAAAUUAUUAAAGAUAAAAUCGUUAACGUUAUUUUGAGACCAGAUUUAUUUACAGGGUUGAAUAGAGCUGCAAAAGGGAUACUACUCUUCGGUCCUCCAGGCACAGGCAAAACGAUGAUUGCCAACAAAUAUAUUGGAGAGACGGAAAAAAUCGUAACUUGCUUAUUCAAAUGUGCAGAGGUGGAUAAUCCAUCGAUUCUCUUUUUCGAUGAAAUAGACUCCAUUCUAGGGAUGCGUAAAAAAGACGAAGAUGAUACGACCAUACGGAUUAAAAAUCAGUUGCUACAAAUGAUUGAUGGUAUAAACACCAAGAAGGAUGUCGUCAUUGUGAUUAUCGGUGCAACCAAUCGACCUGACAUGAUCGAUGAUGCUGCUCUCAGAAGAUUCAACAAGAGAGUCUAUAUCCCCCUGCCAGAUUUACAAGCAAGGAAAGAGCAAAUACGUUACAUCAUAACGAAGCAUACACACUCUGGGUUUCAAAUGACAGAAAAUGAGUUAGAUUCUAUUUCACACAAGCUGCAUAACUGGAAUGGAAGUGACAUCUACCACCUAUGCACCAAGUGUUACGAAUACGUUUAUGAUGAUGCAGUGGAGCAGUACAACGGAAUUGAGAAUAUCCCCAAUACAUCUAUCUUUAGGGCUAUUCGAUACGACGACUUCAUCAAGGCCAUGUCCCAGGUGAACACGUCCUACAAGUGCGUCUUCGACUACGACGAGUGGAGUCGGAAGCACGGCUCCCUCUGA
Molecule: messenger RNA, 2175 nt
Organism: Plasmodium cynomolgi strain B
Lineage: Eukaryota; Apicomplexa; Aconoidasida; Haemosporida; Plasmodiidae
Product: AAA family ATPase
Exons: 2
Coding region: 1-2175 (724 amino acids)
Molecular function (GO): ATP hydrolysis activity; ATP binding
Source: RefSeq, a predicted model, not a curated record